Thunnus maccoyii (southern bluefin tuna) is the source of this 2363-nucleotide messenger RNA. It is a transcript of the gene ccdc170, whose product is annotated as coiled-coil domain containing 170. Lineage: Eukaryota; Metazoa; Chordata; Actinopteri; Scombriformes; Scombridae. The coding region runs from base 186 to 1748 and encodes 520 amino acids. The record is from RefSeq and is a predicted model, not a curated record. The transcript is spliced from 8 exons.
UUUCAUCGGCAUUCAAAGAACAUUUAUUUUUCUAAUUGUCAAAGUCCCCAGAUGUCUGAAGUUUUCAGCUACAGCGCCUCAUCUGGUUGAGCCUGGUAUAGCCUGUGUUUGCUGUUGCCUGGAGACUUGUUAAAAUACAGACAAGUUUCUUCUGUAUAUCCACUCACUCUGCUACACUCCUAAUUAUGGAAGUUAUGGAAAACCAUGAUGAGGUAGACCAGUCUAACGAGAGGGAGAGGCUGAAGAUGAAAAUUGCUGUUUUGGAGGAGAGUGUGAAGUCCAGUGAGGUGGAGUGCAAAGCCAGCAGAGAGAUGGUGCUGAGGCUGGUGGCAGAGCUGGACCGAGAGAGGAGAAAGGCUGCCAGCAGUGCAGCAGCACUUGAUUCACUCAAAGUGGAGUUAGAUGGCCUGGUGUUGGGAAAGAAAAGUGUAGAGAUGGAGAUGCAGACACUGACAGAGAGACUUGAAGCCAGCAAACGAGUCAUAGAGGCAGCUAGACGAGAAUCACACUGUUUGGAGAAACAGGUGGAGGAGCUUGAGAGAAAGGUCCAAACGAGCCACGGGGAGAUCCAGGCAGCUGAGGAGAAACUGCAGAUGUUCCUGACAAAGGUUGCAUCCCUGCUCCAGGGAGAGUCUGAGGACAGCAUCCCACCCAAAGAGAAAGAUAUUUUACACACACUGGAUAACUUCUGCAAUAAGACGGUGUCAGAGAUGGAGGCGAGGCUUUGUCAUGCCUCCGAGGAGCUGAAUGAGCAGAUGGAGCUCCAGCACAGCGCACUACAGAGGGCUCGGCUUGCAGAGCAGCAGGUCCAGGACCUGAGGGAGAGACUGCAAGGUCUGGAGACUGAGUUGUUGACAGCAGACAUGCAUCGAGACGGGCUGCAACACAACAAUCAGCAUUAUGAAGAGUUCCUGGAGCAGCUGUCAGAAAUGAUGAAGGUUGACAGUAUUGCUGUGGAUCUGGGCUUCGACAUGAGGCUAAAACUCAUCCUGUCCCGGGCAGAACAGCUUGUCAAGCACGAAGGAACUGCUUUGGUGGAGAGCAAAACUCUGACCUACAGCCUGCAGCGAAAGUUAAAGUCACAGAAGGACCAACUAGAGAGCAAAGGACUCCACAUCCAGCUCCUGAGGAAGAAGGUUUCAGAGCUGGAGGAGGAGAAGAGGAGCAGAUCGGCGUUGGCCGUGGAACGAGAUGACGCUCAUCUAGAGGCCAGACGACUGCUGAAGAAACAAGAGCGUCUCCAAGGCGAGCUGAAGGCCACCAAGCUGUCCAACACUGAGCUCAAGGCCCAGCUCUCCCACACCAAUGAGCUCAAGUUGAAAGUCCUGGAACAGGAUCAGAGCAUACAGGAGCAGAAAAAGAAGCUAGAUCAGCUGGUGGAGGGAAAAGCCAAGACGGAGAGGAAGCUGAACACACUGAGCUCAGACCUUCAGAGUCAAGAGAAGAAAACCAAAGAGGACCAGCAGCAACUCAACACCCUCAGACAGAGCCUGGCUCAGCUGUCUGAGAGGGAGAGAGAGCUGGUGGAUUUCCGGAUGGUAGUUUCCCAGAUGCUCGGUGUGGACGCCACAGCCUUGGCUCUCCCAAAUUCUGAAAUCAUCAAAUUACUGGAGACCCUUCUUCACACUCAUCAUCACCAUCAUCACCUUCAUCAUCAUGCAGAUAUGCCCUGGCACUGUCCUACUCACCAGAGGCCUUGUCUUGCCCAAAUCCAGGACCUGCCCACAGGACACAGUUCACCUUCAUGAAGCCUAGAAUUAUAUAUUAUACUUAAACCAAACUGCAGUUGAAAUGUUGAGGUAUUAAUUGUAGUCUAAAAAUAAAAUUAAGAUAGCCUUGAACUUGCACAGUAUGACAUGAUCAAUCAAAAAGCACUCUUAUCAGAUGAAGCUCAGUAUAAAUAUGACUCACCAAUAAUUCACUGAACAAACAUUAAAAAUGUAAAAUGUAAUAAUCAAAUAAAAAGACAAAUAUCAAAAUGGAGAUUUGGCAUUCAUUGUUUCUGAUGGUCGCAUAUACAUACAUUUUUCAUAUUAAUUUUUUACCAUUAUAUACACAUGUUAGAUAAUCCUGGACUGUUAUACAUUUGAUACUGAACUGACAGUCAUACAAAAUAUACAAUAGUUCUAUAUGUCAUAAUUCUCAAUCUUAAAGUCGUAUUUGAUAUUUUUUUUUAAAAAUAAAACAGCAAAAUGUAUAAAGACCAUGGAUGGCAGAUGUUAGAGGUUGAACUCUUGAAUUGUGCCUGACUUUGAUUGAAAACACACAUCUUGGCUUAAAUGAAUCUUACAUGAAUCAAUGUAAUUCAAGUUGAAAAAUGGACUUUUAACCACAGACACAAUGAAGGAUGUAAGUAAAUAAAA